Pecten maximus is the source of this 1058-nucleotide messenger RNA. Its product is annotated as transmembrane emp24 domain-containing protein 7-like. Gene Ontology annotation, biological process: Golgi organization; intracellular protein transport; endoplasmic reticulum to Golgi vesicle-mediated transport. NCBI's taxonomy places the organism in Eukaryota, Metazoa, Mollusca, Bivalvia, Pectinida, Pectinidae. The transcript has a single exon. The record is from RefSeq and is a predicted model, not a curated record. The coding region runs from base 140 to 781 and encodes 213 amino acids. Gene Ontology annotation, cellular component: COPII-coated ER to Golgi transport vesicle; endoplasmic reticulum-Golgi intermediate compartment; endoplasmic reticulum.
CUAUUAUUUACAGGCCACGAAACCGUCGACGUAGACUGUGUCGAGUUGGCGAAAUAUGUGACACAUCAGACCACUGGAGGUAUUGAAGUGACAACCAAGGAUGUCCAUCAGUUAAGCAGCUCUAACUUUCUAUAUUACGAUGGCGCCAAUAACUUAUGAUCUAAGAAUAGUUGUGAUUUUAUUCCUGUUUUGUUGCCGAUCUAUGGCCAGUGGAACAGCUUUAACCUUUGAACUGCCAGAAACUGAAAAGGUGUGCUUCACCGAAAAAUUUCGGGAUUCGACAUCAAAACUGCUGGUUUAUAAAGUUUUACGAGGUGGAAAUAACGAUAUAAAUGUUUGGAUCCUGUCGCCGAAUGGGAAGGUGGUGUACAACGCUGACCGCAAAACAGAGGAUAAGGUUCUGUUUGACAGCUCCUACGGGGAAUACCAGAUCUGUUUCGACAACGAGUUCUCUCCCUUUUCGCACAAGGUUGUCUACUUCGACUUGCGCAAAGAGCAGAUAGACAACUUAGCUGUAGAAGCGGGUAACACCGUCCCUACGGUGAAGACCGCCGCCGAGUCGUCAUGCGAGAACAUACAUGAAGUGAUGACGAUGGUGGUAGACUAUCAGAGGGACUAUAGACUUAAGGAGGUGAUGGGGCGUUACAUAGGGGAGGUAAUCAAUGCUGGAGUCAUGUGGUGGUCUGUUGGUCAGACAAUCAUUGUGAUGGUCAUUGGCUUCGGACAGGUAUUUAUACUAAAGACGUUCUUCACGGAACGAAGUUCUAAAACAUCCAUAUAGAUAUCACUUGUGUACACCAGAACGGAAUAAGAGGAACAUUUACAAACCAUCCGUAAUAGACGUGUUUAACGAACGUAUUGAAAAUAAUAUUUUUACAUCUUCAUGCAUCUUUUCCAUUGUGUCUAGUCGAUGUUCAACUGUAACUUGUACAUUUAUACAUUACUGGUGUACAUGUCGUUGUAGUAGUGUUUCUGACGUCGCCGGGUGGGCAGUAUCCACUAAUCAAUGGACAAUUGGAGUGAAAUCUAAAUAAACUAAUCGAUGAAUCGACAAACGC